Messenger RNA from Camelina sativa (false flax), 1516 nucleotides. RefSeq lists its product as uncharacterized. Gene Ontology annotation, biological process: negative gravitropism; response to red or far red light. NCBI's taxonomy places the organism in Eukaryota, Viridiplantae, Streptophyta, Magnoliopsida, Brassicales, Brassicaceae. The record is from RefSeq and is a predicted model, not a curated record.
AAAAAAAGUAAGAGGGAGCAACAAAAGCAAAGUAGCUUGGUUUGGUCCUUUUUUUCUCAUUUCCUGUAAUUUGUCUUCGUCUCCACCUUCCAAUCUCACCCGCUCUCCUCGGAAACCACAGCGACGGACGGAGGACAAGAGUUUCGCCUCUAAUUUGCUCCUGGAAAUCAGGAAUCAGCCGGAGCGAAUCUCGAACCUUUGUGAGGAUCCCUCUUUUUCCUUUUUUCUUUCAUUGUAUAAUAAUAAAUCUUCAGCUCUUUUUAAGUGUUUUUUUUCCCCGAUCGAUUUCGAUUUCUCUAGGAUUGAGUCGAUUAAAUCAAACGGUUUCACGCCAGAAAAAAUUAUCGAUUCUCUCGUUUUAUUUCAAUAGCUCAGAUGAUUGAAGAUGAUAAUUCAACAGCUGAAGAGGCUGGGGAUGGCUGGUAAAGAGGAUACUACUAACUUAUCUGCACAAGAGUCUUUGAUCAAGGAAGCCACUGAGUUAUGGAAGAGUGAAUUGGAAUCUCGUCGGUUGCAGGUAGAUAGUUUAGAAGCUGAACUUGUGGAUGUCAAGGCUUACCUUGAGUUUCGUUCUGAAGAAGAUGCCAGAAAGGAAUUAGGUGUUCUUUCCGGUAGAGUCAGAUCGACUGCUACGAUGUUGCGCUAUUUGAGAUCAAAAGCUAGAGUCUUGGCUAUUCCUGAUCUAGCCAAUGUGGAACAGAUCGAACUGAAAGGAUUAGACCUUGCUGAGAAAGAUGGUGGUUCAUCUUCUGCAGGGGAUAGGAGCACUAAUCCUGAAACCAGUAGGUACCGUGGCUCCUUGGGUGUAGAGGAUGGAGCUUAUACUAAUGAGAUGCUCCAAUCCAUAGAGACUGUUAUUGAUGUGCUGGAAUCUCUUGUGAGGAGGGUUACAGCAGCAGAAUCUGAGUCGGCUGUUCAAAAGGAGAGGGCACUUUUGGGCGAGGAAGAAGUCAGUAGGAAGACAGUCCAAAUCGAGAAUUUGGCCUUGAAGUUAGAAGAGAUGGAAAGGUUUGCUCAUGGGACUAAUAGUGUUCUAAACGAAAUGCGGGAAAGGAUUGAGGAACUAGUUGAAGAGACGAUGAGACAGAGGGAAAAAGCUGUGGAAAACGAAGAGGAGCUUUCUCGUGUGAAGAGAGAGUUCGAGUCGCUUAAAAGCUAUGUCAGUACUUUUACCAAUGUUAGAGAAACACUUCUUUCCUCGGAGAGACAAUUCAAAACCAUAGAAGAGCUCUUUGAACGGCUGGUUACUAAGACGACGCAAUUAGAAGGCGAGAAGGCACAAAAGGAGGUUGAGGUUCAGAAACUGAUGGAGGAGAACGUGAAACUGACGGCACUUCUCGACAAGAAAGAAGCUCAGCUUCUAGCUUUGAACGAACAAUGCAAAGUCAUGGCUCUGAGUGCAUCAAACAUAUGAAUUUUUGCUAUCUUUCUUUGCAUUGUUGUUGACUCAUCAUCUCUUGUUAUUACAUGAGACAAUGCUUUCACAGAAGUAGAUGAUGCAUAUCUUCUUCCUUCA